Lolium perenne is the source of this 1252-nucleotide messenger RNA. RefSeq lists its product as uncharacterized. The record is from RefSeq and is a predicted model, not a curated record. Lineage: Eukaryota; Viridiplantae; Streptophyta; Magnoliopsida; Poales; Poaceae.
CAGAAGAGGACACGGCCGGUCACGGUCAGUGGUGGCCACCACCCUUCCCGAUCCUCCAACCCCGCGCCGGCCGUCACAUCAGAGAACCGAUCAGCCCCUUGCCGAACUGCCCUGGCGCUACAAAAGCUCCAAGCAUGCCCGUCCCGUUUCUCGCCGGCCUAGGUAGUGUACAGCUACUGCCACCAGGCCGCUGCGACCUCCGACCCCUCGCUCUUCUUCCUUCCUUCUCGGACCACCCCAUCUCUUUGUCGUCCCAGCUGCUGAUUCUACAAUCACGCUAACGAGCUGUAGCGUGGUCCGCUCUGUAGCAGCCUAGCAGGAGAGAGACAGAUACAGAAAUGGAGGCUGGACAUGUCGCGGCGGCGACGUGCGGUACACCGAGGACGGUGCCGUUCGCAUGGGAGCACGAGCCGGGGGUGUCCAAGCUGCAGAGCCCGGCCGAGGCCAAGAAGCAGCCCACCAGCCGAAGGACAACGUCGUCAGCCAGCAUGAAGAAGGCGGAGGCGCCUCGGCUGCGCGUGCCGCUGCCACCGGGAGGAGCCGGGGCGCCGGCCAUGUCUCCGUCCCCGUCGGCGAGCAGACGGGGCGUCGUCCGGCCGGAGGAGGACCCGUUCCUCGCGGCCUACCUGGCCUGCACCGCGAGCGGCAGGAAGGCGGCCGGGAGAGGGCGCGACGUGGGGGCCCAGAAGCUGCUUGGAUGGGCCGGGCUUAGACUCAGCCUCGGGCUCGGCCUCGGCGCCUCCUGCAAGAGCUCCUGUGGGGUCGUGGAGGGCAGCGUCGUCAGGCUGCCAAAAGUCCGUGAAGCCGAUGAUCGUUGUUAAGAUCUACAGCAGUUUCUGCCUUUUCUGGUGCUCAUUGUACUGCUUUUGAUGCUCUGUAGUACAGUAAAGAUCGUGUUUAUUAGCAGGGGAGAAGCACCAAACACAUACAAAACAGUUAAACAGAGUUAUUAUGGAGUCUGAAUUUCACUUGGUCUUAACCUAUGACGGUGAGACAGACUGGUAGCAGGUGACAAAGUUUCUACUGAAAUAAGAUAACCCGUGGCCGGCUAUACAAUGUUUCUAUCUGUUAAUUUUUUUUAAAAAACAAAACUAAACCUAUUGAUUUUAUUUCCAUAGAAGAAAGUUUGGUUGCAUGCCUAAUGGGUUUCAGUCGUUAUCCGGUACUUUACGGUAAACUAUAUGGUAUACUUGUGUAAGGCAGACAUGAUGUCAAUAUUAUCUAUAGGAGAUGCAAAAUAAUUGUCUACAUC